Messenger RNA from Pseudophryne corroboree (corroboree frog), 2979 nucleotides. RefSeq names its product villin 1 (gene VIL1). Gene Ontology annotation, molecular function: phosphatidylinositol-4,5-bisphosphate binding; actin filament binding. The record is from RefSeq and is a predicted model, not a curated record. Bases 312 to 2792 code for a protein of 826 amino acids. NCBI's taxonomy places the organism in Eukaryota, Metazoa, Chordata, Amphibia, Anura, Myobatrachidae. The transcript is spliced from 21 exons. Gene Ontology annotation, biological process: barbed-end actin filament capping; actin filament severing; regulation of lamellipodium morphogenesis. Gene Ontology annotation, cellular component: lamellipodium; actin cytoskeleton; cytoplasm.
GAAGACACAGUGCAGCAGGAGGGGGGGAGAGCGGAAGACAUGGGGCGCACCAGCAGCGGUACAGGGUGGAGGGGGGAGAGCGGAACGGCAGAUCUGUCUACUGUGUCCCCCCCUCCCCCUACUAACUAAAGCACAUAAAGAUGGGAUCCAGACCCAGCCCACAGUCAAGAGCUUUGCCGGUGGUGAGCGGAAACCACACUAUCAGCUCCGAGUCCUGUCCUGCACAAUCACUGAUAGAGACCCACGUGUGACAGACUGAAGAAGUGAGGAGGCACUGCACAUAUCUGGUUUCUCAGGACUUUUGAUCCAACAUGCCGGAACUCACGGAAAAAGUAACAAAGACUUUGAAUAAAACAACCCCAGGACUGCAAAUAUGGAGAAUAGAGAGUAUGGACAUGGUUCCUGUUCCGGAGAAAUCAUAUGGGAACUUUUUCGAUGGCGAUUGCUAUGUUCUCCUGAUGACACACAAAACUGGAAAUAACUUCACCUAUGAUAUCCACUUCUGGGUUGGGAACAAUUCCACCACUGAUGAGCAAGGAGCAGCUGCAAUUUACACCAUACAGAUGGACGAUCACCUUGGAGGAGUAGCUGUCCAGCACCGUGAGGUUCAAGGCUAUGAAAGUGACACAUUCAAGGGCUACUUCAAACAAGGCAUAAUUUAUAAAGCAGGUGGAGUAGCUUCAGGAAUGAAGCAGGUGGAGACAAAUACAUACAACGUGAAACGUCUCCUACACGUCAAAGGAAAGACAAAUGUUUUGGCUGGAGAGGUCCCUUUAGAGUGGAACAGCUUCAAUACCGGUGAUGUCUUCUUGGUGGACCUGGGAAAGUUAAUCAUCCAGUGGAACGGACCCGAGAGCAACAAAAUGGAGAGACUAAAGGGCAUGAACCUGGCAAAAGAUAUCCGCGACCGUGAACGUGGCGGGCGUUCCCAUGUUUACGUGGUGGAAGGAGAUAAUGAAGAAGGUUCGCCUAAGCUGAUGGAAAUCCUUUAUUAUAUCCUGGGAGCAAGAAAAGAAAUUAAAGUUUCCAUACCUGAUGAUGUGGUGGAUAAAGCAUCAAAAGUGAUAAAACUGUAUCAAGUGUCAGAUAAUAGCGGGAACCUCAUGGUACAAGAAGUGGCCACCACACCCUUGACUCAGGACUUGUUGAAUCACAGUGACUGCUACCUCUUGGAUCAGGGUGGAAUGAAGAUUUUUGUGUGGAAAGGAAAAGAUUCUUCAAAGGAGGAAAAAAAACAAGCAAUGGAGAGAGCCUUGAAUUUUAUCAAAGCAAAGAACUACCCCCCUUCCACUAACAUUGAGGUGCAGAAUGAUGGUUCGGAAUCAGCAGUCUUUAAGCAACUCUUCCAGAAAUGGAACACAAAGGAUCAGACCGCUGGGUUUGGCAAGACAAAUACUGUUGGUAAAGUGGCAAAAGUUGAACAAGUGAAGUUUGAUGCCACCUUGAUGCACGCCAAACCUGAGAUAGCUGCGCAUCAGAAGAUGGUGGAUGAUGGAUCUGGGGAAGCAGAGGUCUGGAGAAUUGAGAAUCUAGAACUGGUGCCAGUAGAAAAACAAUGGCUUGGCCAUUUCUAUGGAGGUGACUGUUACCUGAUUCUCUACAGAUAUCUCGUCAAUAACAAAUACCAUUAUAUUAUCUACAUAUGGCAGGGCCGCCACGCCACUCAAGAUGAGAUUGCUGCAUCCGCGUUUCAGGCUGUGAUCCUGGAUCAGCAGUAUGAUGGGCAACCUGUGCAGGUGCGCGUGGCUAUGGGAAAGGAACCCUCGCACCUCAUGGCCAUAUUCAAAGGGAAGAUGGUGGUGUAUGAGGGUGGUACAUCUCGCGCAGACAAUGAUGAGACACCCCCUGAGGUCAGAUUAUUUCAUGUCCACGGAACCAAUGAAUACAAUACCAAGGCUUUUGAAGUAACUGUCCGGGCAUCAUCCCUCAACUCCAAUGAUGUAUUUGUGCUGAAGACGAAAGGAACCUGCUAUUUGUGGUGUGGAAAGGGCAGUAGUGGCGAUGAGAGAGAAAUGGCCAAGAAUGUUGCUGACCUGAUUUCCAGGGGUGAGAAGGUGGUGUUAGCCGAGGGCCAGGAACCAGAUGAGUUCUGGCUGGCUCUGGGAGGCAAAAGCCAGUAUGCUAACAUUAAGAGGCUGCAGGAACAGACAGCCGACAUUAUCCCGCGCCUAUUUGAAUGUUCUAAUAAAACAGGAGUCUUUGUUGCAACUGAAAUCACAGAUUACAACCAAGACGACUUGGAUGAAGAUGAUGUGUUCCUGCUGGAUGCUUGGGAUCAGGUCUUCUUAUGGAUUGGUAAAAAUGCAAAUGAAACAGAAAAGAAGGAUGCUGCACUUACAGCUCAGGAGUAUUUAAAAUCUCACCCUGGUGGACGUGAUCGUGACACACCCAUAAUUAUAGUGAAGCAAGGAUUUGAGCCCCCUACCUUCACUGGCUGGUUCCAUGCAUGGGAUCCAUAUAAAUGGGAAAAUACAAAAUCUUAUGAAGAGCUGAAAGCAGAACUGGGAGAUGAUGGUGAGAUUGAUCAGUUCUCUUCGGACUUUACCAAGGUGGAGCUGGACUCUUUCACCGCUCUGACAGAUUUUAGGUCCCUGAUUUCUCAGACGCACCCAGCAGAAGCGCUGAUAAAUAAGACAGCGGAUGAAUUGCCCACAGGGGUUGACCCCACAAGGAAAGAGGAAUAUCUGUCCACUGAGGAUUUUACAAGUAUAUUUGGAGUAUCUCGCAAUGAAUUCCAAGCUUUGCCUGAAUGGAAGAGACAGAACAUCAAGAAAGAAAAAGGACUGUUCUGAUUGUAUCUUGACUGUUUGCUUUCUUUAGUUUUUAAUAUUCCUUUUUGUUCCCUCAGAAAUACCUUCUUACUCUCGCAUGGGCAGGCCAGAGAGCUCGGACGAUAUAAAACCCUUUACACAUAAAUCGAGAGUUUUUACAGAAAGAGUAAUAAAAUGGUAUUGUUCUAAAAAACCAGACCAUGUCUCC